Mytilinidion resinicola is the source of this 1806-nucleotide messenger RNA. Its product is annotated as cytochrome P450. The transcript is spliced from 3 exons. Gene Ontology annotation, molecular function: iron ion binding; monooxygenase activity; heme binding. NCBI's taxonomy places the organism in Eukaryota, Fungi, Ascomycota, Dothideomycetes, Mytilinidiales, Mytilinidiaceae. The coding region runs from base 1 to 1650 and encodes 549 amino acids. The record is from RefSeq and is a predicted model, not a curated record.
AUGGCUAUCCUCGCGACCAUUGAGAAGCUCCUCCCAGCCAAGUCUCAAGUACCAGGGGGUUAUUUGACCUACUUGGCUGCCUCUUUCGCAAUUAUCAUUGCAGUAUACAAAAUAUCAACGUACGAUAAACGUCGCAAAAACUUGCCACCUGGCCCGAAAGGACUGCCAUUCAUUGGGAGUCUCCUUGACUUUGCAGACGCCAAUAAGCUUCCUGAAGUUUGCUUAGGAUGGGCGCAGAAGUAUGGCAAGAUCUCUUACGCCAAGAUCGGAGGCACCGAUUUCGUCUUCCUCAACACGCCUACCGUCGUGAAAGACCUUAUGGAUAAGCGUGGACAAAAGUACAGCGAUCGACCGCAUAUGCCCAUGGCAUUUGAUGCCGUUUCCAACCAAAAACGCCAAUUCUUCAUGCCAUACGGUGAUAUUUGGCGGAACGUGCGGAAAAUCAGCCACGCAGCUCUGAACCUCACGACCUCUUCUUCAUACAAAUCGGUGCAAGAUUUUGAGUCCAAGCAAGUGGUAUAUGACCUUCUGCACGCCAAGAAUGAUACCGACUUCUACGACAUCAACCGACGGUAUUCCAACAGCUUAAUCAUGCUGAUUACGUAUGGCCGUCGUGUAGCCACUAUGGAAGAUCCAGCCUUUCAGAAAAUUUUCAAAGUUCUUGAGCAUUUCACCGCGAUGGCUGAGCCCGGUGCCUGGUUGGUUGAUGCAUUCCCGUCCCUUGCGAAUCUACCAUCAUGGAUGGUGCAGAAUUGGUGGAAGAUUGGCCGGGAAUGGCACGCAGAAGACUCUGCAAUCUACCUCGGUUUCUAUCGCGAGCUAGUUGAGAAAGUAAAGAACGGCACUGCACCUGAUUGCUUUGUCCGGGACUUCUACGAGAGCAAUCCCGAGAAAAAUGGCGUCGAUGAGGAGGGUGCUGCAUACGCUGCGGGUACACUCGUAGAGGCUGGGAGUGAGUCUACUUCUACUGCCAUCAACAGCUGGCUCCUAGCAUGCUUGCUCUAUCCCGAAGUUGUCACGAAGGCACAAGAAGAGCUCGACCGCGUGGUCGGCCAGGAUAGAAUGCCUACUUUCGAAGAUGAAAAUCAUCUGCCUUAUAUCAGAGCCAUGGCCAAGGAAACUCUCCGCUGGCGACCGAUUACUAAGAUUGGUGUCAGUCACUCCACUACUGAAGACGACUGGUAUGAAGGGUACUUCAUCCCGAAGGGAUCAGUCGUCGUUCUCAACUGGUGGUCAAUCCACUUCGACGAGAAAUUCCACAAAGACGCUCAAGCUUUCAACCCCGACCGCUACGUCAACGACCCUCUGUCCACAGCCGAAUGUCUCAAUGCCGCUGACCCUAACGCUCGAGAUCAUUACACUUACGGAGCCGGCCGUCGUGUCUGCUCUGGUAUUCAUGUGGCCCAGAAUUCGCUUUUCAUCAAUAUGGCACGGACACUUUGGGCUUUCGACGUGAAAAAAGCCAAAGGCCCUGACGGUAGAGAAGUGACACCUCCAGGAACUAUGGAAGAUGGAUUUCUAUGCGUACCCAAGAAGUUCGCAUGUCACUUUGAGCCUAGAAGCCCAAAACACGCCAAGAUCGUGGAAGAAUCUUGGAUCGAGGCUGAGGAAGAAGGUUUGAGUUGGCUAAGGACCAAGCAUAGGCUGUAAGCUAUUCUAGAAGACAUGUUGCAUCAAUGCAUUCUGGGAGCUUUGACGUCAUGCUAUUUUGAGGCUAGUUUGUUAUCUAGUCCUAUUGAUGUUGGUCUCAUUCACAGGAAGAGAUAUAUGAUAGAGUAUCUGUUCGAGCGCUUUCACCAUUUGCCC